GUCGAAGGUGUGGAUCUUGGAAGGAAAGGCCAUCUCCUCAUGCCUGUGCUGGUGUGCAACGGCGAAGAGCAUGAGCUGAAGGAAGGCCGCAAUGUCAUUGGGAAGAUCAAGGCAGCAUGCGAUGUGAUUCUGGAGGGAUCAAGCAUCGCCGAUACCCACGCGGCAUUGGAAUUGAUUCAAGAGGGGGCGGUACUCACUGACCUGGGCUCAGCUACAGGAACCUUCUUCAACGGCGUGCGCAUGACGCAGCCUCAACGUGUCGUCCACGGCGACUUGAUCAAGUUUGGUGACACAGGACGCGAAUACAAAUUCGACAUGACAUCGACGCCAUCCGUGAUGCGAUCCAUCGCGAGUUCGUUCCGCGAUUCCCUCGUUCCUCCCAUGUUCAGCAGCAGCCUAGUGGGUGGAGUCGCCGCAUCGUUGCAGAAAGCACAGAGUCCGCUUCGAAAAUCCAACGUGUUUGCAUCCUACCAAGACCAGCGCUCCACGGACACUGCAUUGCGCGACAUCGUGGAGCGGCAGCUGCUUCGCCGAUCCGGUGCCAACAUCAAGGCCAUCCCCACCAAGGUGGUGGCAGCGGCAGCGACGGUCCUUCCUCUGUCUCCUUCCCAGCGAGACUUUGUCGAGCGACAGAAGCUCCGACUAUCUCAAAAGAUUCGCGACGUCAACAAUAUCAUGCUCGGGUAUGCUGCCAUCGACGACACGUACUUGGCGUACUACACAAAGAACAAUCGUGUAAUCCUCCCCGACGAUGACAAUCACGGUGACAAUAACAACAGUGACGACAACAGUGACGACGACGACGACUUGCCUGAAAUGUCCGACAAGGUGCCUAUGGCCAGCAGCAGCAUUGCUCCAAACCCAUCCUUCCCACCACCACAAUCAUCGUCUGUCGUCAUGACUAAAUCAAAGCCAAUCAUAUCAACGCCCAAUGACAACACCAGUGACAACACCAGUGACGAUGAUGACAAUGAAUUGCCAGUGACAAUGGAGCACCACCAAUCCCCCCCCCCUCCACGUAAGUCCCCCAAAAUCCCAUCGAUCCAACCACCCAAUCAACGUCGUCCUCGGGUUGCCCACGAGUUGUCAUCACACCUCCACACGCUUAUGCAGACCCACCGGGUGAAAGCGUGUGCUCGGGCAUGGAGCGACUGGCGGCGGGCGAUCGACCUCCGAAAACGGACGGACGCCGCCGCCACGACACUCCAGCGGUUCGUCCAGACAGUUUCAUGUCGAGACCGCGUCGCUCGUCGCAUCAAGCAACGCCUUCAGCAACGUGAGAGACAAGUGCACGUUCGUCGCGUAGUGCACUUGUGUGCGCGCCGGCAGACUCGGGCCGCACUCGCUCAGUGGCGAACGUAUUCGGUCGAGUGUGUUGUGGUGAACGUAUUGCAAACCCACAUUGCGCUCUCGUUUCAGAGAAAACACGUGGUUCAAACGACGUUUGACCGGUGGAGAAACGUGUGGUCGGCAUCUGUCCUCCGAAAGCGGACCUUGCACCGCCUGCUUCGGCAUGUGACGUCGGCGGCGACUCGCAAGGCGUUGGUGACGUGGCACGCCUGGCGACUCGAGCGCGAAGUGCUGGCAGCAUUCACCAAAGCUCAAGACGAGCAAACCAAACACAAGCUACUGGUGCAGGCCAUGACAGCUCAAUCCCAAGCUGAAGCCACGGCGUGGAGCGACCAAGCCAAGGAAUCGAGCGAGCAUGUGCAGCGCGAGGCGGCGCUCACGGCGCGCAUCGCGACCUUGACCACCCAGCUACACGAGUGGACAAGCAAAUCCAAAGCUGAUGCCGCCGUCCAGACGGAAGCCGGCGCAUCGGCGUCGGCGGCGCGCACCGCGUUGUUGUCGCAUACGUUGCUGAAAACAGUGGUUGGUGAAGUGAAAGAAAAGAAUUUGCGCGCGGUGAUCGAUAGCUUGGAGACAGAGUUGCAGGCCACGGCCGAGCGCGAGGCCAAAUUACAAGACGAGUACAAACACGUAUUGGAGAGCUUGGUGCGGCAUGCCAGUCAGUUGGCCGAUGCGCAAAAAGCACUCAAGCGAUACCAAGUUGUCGUUGACGAGCAAGCCACAGAAAUGGCCAAGAUGGAAGCAUCGUUUGCAGACGACAAGAAAACCGCCAUUGAUACCGAAUCGACGUUGCGGAAACAAAUUCACGACCUCGAAAUGUCCAUGGCCGAUGUAAAACGGCGCGACGACGUGAAAAAGAGCGUUGAAUCCACUGCAACCCAAGACCAGACGAUGGGGCUGAUGGAAGACUUGAGCAAGCGAGAAGCCACUCUGCUCCAAACCAAGAUCGACGCCUUGGAGCGGGACGUCCGCGAGCGCGAAGCGGCGCAGUUGAAGAUGGUGCUGGCUCAUGACGUGGCAGUCUCCCAGUGGACGGCGAAAUGCCAAGCAUUAGAAGCUACGGUGACGACAUUAGAGGCGAGAUGUGCCAUGUUAAAGACCUCAUCAACCCCACCACCGUUAUUGUCGUCACCAGAGGCGUCACCACCACCAAUGUCGUCACCACCACCAAUGUCGUCACCACCACCAAUGUCGUCACCACCACCAAUGUCGACACCACCACCAAUGUCGUCAUCACCACCAAUGUCGUCAUCACCACCAGAGGCAUCAGCACCACCAAUUUUGUCACCACCACCAAUGUCGUCGUCACCAAUGUCGUCACCACCACCAAUGUCGUCACCGCCACCAGAGGCUUCACCACGCCGCGAAACACCCUCCCAACGAGUCGACUCUAUUGCAAGGGAGCAGCUGGAAGUGCAUAAAAAGAUGCUUGAACUGGCGGAAAUGAAGCUAUUGGCGGCGACUGCUCAACUUCACGACAAGGACGUGCUGGAGCGGCGCAGGAUCGAGGCAGAGAUACAAGUCCAUGGACAAUUCAAUACCCACGUCGAGUCGUUUCUGGAAGCACUCGUGACCAAGUACGACCUCCAGCUAUUGCGAGUGGGUGGCGAGCUGGAAUUGUUAACCAUCCAAUGCGAAAAGGACCCCAAAGGCGCCCAAUUCCGCGCGGCCUCGAAUCUUGUGGGGUAUGUACAAGAGGAGCGUCUGGCCCAGUACAAAGACCUGAGUGACCUCCACGCUGAACUGCUGCAUCUGCGACAACUGGCGUUUCAAAUCUCAAGUCCUGCGACAUCGUUGGUCGGGCUAACGGACCUGCCGCCAUUAACUCCAAAUAGUCAGUUUCUGUACGACAUGCUGCUGCAGAGAUUGAACCGAUUGCAUCAAUUGAACCAAACCAUGGCGCACCAAGCAGCUGCAUUGGGACCGAAUAUGCAAGACACCAAGAAACUCGACUAUGCCAAGUUCCUAGCGCAGACCAUGUACGCCCGUCAAGUGGACUUUAUAACCCAAGCCACGACCGUCCUUGUCCAUAUUGCCCGUCUGCAAACCCACCUCGAGCCAUAUCGAGUGUAACGUACUAGUUAAGAGAUCGCUUAACUACCUAGUAUUUGACCACACUUAACGUUAGAAACCCGAUACAGCACCUAACCAAAUUUAUAGUAAUGAUAACAA
This is a messenger RNA of Aphanomyces astaci, 3522 nucleotides long. RefSeq lists its product as hypothetical. Lineage: Eukaryota; Oomycota; Saprolegniomycetes; Saprolegniales; Verrucalvaceae. The transcript is spliced from 16 exons. The record is from RefSeq and is a predicted model, not a curated record. The coding region runs from base 40 to 3423 and encodes 1127 amino acids. Gene Ontology annotation, molecular function: protein binding.